AUGUUGUCCUUGAACAUUCCAUCAUACUCGAAGCCAUCGGGCUACCAGGUUUCUGAGUUGGCCAAGCCGGAGCUCAGUGAUCCAAAAGAUGUGAUCAUUAAGGUUCAUGCGGCGAGCAUCAAUUCAAUCGAUGUGAAGAAAGCUGAUGGGAUGCUGAAGUUGGCGAUGAAAGACUCAUUUCCCUAUAAAAUCGGCUAUGACUGUGCUGGCAUAGUCACAGAGGUUGGAUCGGAUGUGACGCGGUUCCAAGUCGGAGAUGAAGUCUAUACGAGACUGCCGGAGAUUUCUCGAGAGAAAUACAUUGCCCUGAAGCCGUCAUCACUAUCAUUCGAGGAUGCAGCUUCAAUCCCUCUGGCAGCAAUGACCGCACUUCAAGCACUCAGAAAAUACGAAGGAGAUCUGGCUGGAAAGACUGUCUUUGUGCCCGCCGGCUUGAGUGGAACAGGUCUAUUUGCAUGUCAAUUGGCAAAGAAUGUGUUCCAUGCAGGCAAGGUCAUCACCACAGUCUCGACCUCAAAGAUGGAAAAGGUCAACGAGCUCCUAGGCGGAGGAACGGUGGAUCAGAUAAUUGACUACACAAAAUCCCACCCAAGAGAGGUCAUCAAGUCUGGCUCCGUGGACUUCCUCUUUGAUACAGUUGGUUCUGCAAUGGAGUACCUCUCCCUAAUGAAACCAAAAUCUGGACGUAUCGUGUCGGUUGCAACCAUGCCAUCGGGCAACCAGCUCCAGGAAUUCUCAGUGAACGAUCAGAACAUCCCCAUUGCUUUACGAAUGGCACUUAAUGCUUUUGAUUAUGUCCGUAAACUAAGGGCAGGGCGGUAUAGUGUUGAGUAUUCCUAUAUGUUCCUGAGUCCGAAUGGUCAAGAUCUGGACGAGUUGAGAAAAUAUGUCGAGGAACGCAGGUUGAGAACGGUGGUGGGAACCACUGUUGAGCUUUCUGAUAUUGAAGCAGUACGAUCAGCUUGCCAGGUUGUUUACAGUGGGAAGGGUGGCCUCGGGAAGGCUGUUGUCAAAGUUGCUAGUUCAUAG
Messenger RNA from Penicillium crustosum, 1029 nucleotides. RefSeq names its product NADP-dependent oxidoreductase. The transcript is spliced from 5 exons. Bases 1 to 1029 code for a protein of 342 amino acids. NCBI's taxonomy places the organism in Eukaryota, Fungi, Ascomycota, Eurotiomycetes, Eurotiales, Aspergillaceae. Gene Ontology annotation, cellular component: mitochondrion. Gene Ontology annotation, molecular function: oxidoreductase activity. The record is from RefSeq and is a predicted model, not a curated record.